AUGAUGUUGACCUUAUUAAUUUCCAGUCCUAAACAGCAUGGAAAUGAUAUAGACGUCUACUUAGAGCCUUUGAUUGAUGAUUUAAAAUCUCUGUGGGAUGGGAUUAGAGGAGUGUAUGAUGCACAUAUAGGAGAAUACUUUACACUAAGAGGUGUAUUACUGUGGACAGUUAAUGAUUUUCCUACCUAUGGGAACUUAUAUGGUUGUGUCGUUAAAGAAUAUAAAGCUUGUCCAAUAUGCGGCGAUGAUACACUUAGUCACAGGUUGAAAAAUGGCCACAAAAUUUGUUACAUUGGGCAUAGAAAAUGGUUACCAAUCAAUCAUCCAUAUCGGAGACAGCGUGCAGCUUUUAAUGGGAAACCUGAAUAUGGCAUGCCUCUCGAGCCAUUAAACGGAGAAAAAGUGCUGCACAUGGUUGAAGAUAUUAAUUACAUAUAG
Messenger RNA from Prunus armeniaca (apricot), 438 nucleotides. Lineage: Eukaryota; Viridiplantae; Streptophyta; Magnoliopsida; Rosales; Rosaceae. The record is from the annotation of a GenBank genome assembly.